CGCGCUCAGUGAUGGAUCAGAUCAGCGCAGCGGGCGUCGCUUAUAAUCAAGACAUAACACAUAAGACGAUCCUGGUCGGAGACAGCGGUGUGGGGAAAACAUCUCUGCUGGUUCAGUUUGAUCAGGGAAAGUUCAUCCCCGGCUCUUUUUCUGCUACUGUGGGAAUCGGCUUCACGAAUAAAGUUCUUACAGUGGAAGAGCUGAAGGUGAAGUUACAGAUCUGGGACACUGCAGGACAGGAGAGAUUUCGCAGCGUCACACACGCGUAUUACAGAGACGCUCAGGCGCUGCUCCUGCUCUAUGACAUCACCAGCAAAUCAUCCUUCGACAACACACGGGCGUGGCUUACGGAGAUCCAUGAAUAUGCUCAGGAUGAUGUGGUCAUCAUGUUGCUUGGUAACAAGUCUGACAUGUCCAGCUCGAGGGUGAUCAGACGAGAAGACGGAGAGAAACUCGCCAGGGAAUAUGGGGUGAUUUUCCUGGAGACCAGCGCCAAAACUGGUCUCAAUGUGGACGAGGCCUUCAUGACCGUGGGCAAAGAGCUGGUGAGACGCUCUGUUCAGCUUCCCGUCGAGCCGCCGUUUCACCUUCACGACAUGAUGGAGCCGCAGAAAGAGACGUCAGGCUGCUGUUUCAGUUAAAACUGAGAAAACAGAGACAAACAGCAGAUGCAGACGCUCACUUCUCAGCCAGCAGACAUUCACAAUCCUUAUUGACUAAUGAAUCCUGAUAUACAGUUGAAGUCUGAAUUAUUCGCCCUCCUGUAUAUUGUUCCCCAGUUUCUGUUUAACAGAGAUUUCUUUAACACAUUGCUAAUCAUAAUAGUGUUAAUAACUCAUCUCUAAUAACUGAUUUAUUUUCUCUUUGUCAUGAUGACAGUAAAUAAUAUUAGACUAGAUAUUCUUCAAGACACUUCUAUACAGCUUAAAGUGACAUUU
Danio aesculapii is the source of this 938-nucleotide messenger RNA. RefSeq names its product ras-related protein Rab-37. The record is from RefSeq and is a predicted model, not a curated record. Gene Ontology annotation, cellular component: endosome; Golgi apparatus. Gene Ontology annotation, molecular function: GTP binding; GTPase activity. NCBI's taxonomy places the organism in Eukaryota, Metazoa, Chordata, Actinopteri, Cypriniformes, Danionidae. The transcript is spliced from 9 exons. Bases 12 to 641 code for a protein of 209 amino acids.